This is a messenger RNA of Triticum dicoccoides, 828 nucleotides long. RefSeq lists its product as uncharacterized. Lineage: Eukaryota; Viridiplantae; Streptophyta; Magnoliopsida; Poales; Poaceae. The record is from RefSeq and is a predicted model, not a curated record. Gene Ontology annotation, molecular function: cysteine-type peptidase activity. Gene Ontology annotation, biological process: proteolysis. The coding region runs from base 1 to 828 and encodes 275 amino acids. The transcript is spliced from 8 exons.
AUGCCUCGCCAGAGCCAAAAGGCCUGCAACCAGGAGAACAUCAUCAUCGACCUUGACGGCGACGACAACAGCGACCAAGAAUGCCAAAAUAAGUGCUCCCAGACAAGCAAAGGCAGAGAAGUUAAGACGCGACGGAGCUUGAAAAAUGAACUACCCUCCUUUCAAGAUCAACCCGCUCUAAAAAAAAGGUCCCGCAUUAGCAGGAGGGACAAAACAAAUAAAGAGAUGCUAGACACUCAUAUUUUUGAGUUGUGCAUGGAGGAUGUUUGGUCAUGCAUGGAUAUUAAAAAGAAGAACGAUUAUGCGUACCUUAAUCCGUUGUGGUUUAACAUGUACACCGACUGGGAUGAUAAAUCAAGAAUCCUUAAAUGGAUAAAAGCUAAGAAGAUAUUCACAAGACGAUAUGUUAUUUGGGGACACUGGAGCCUUCUUGUGUUGUGCAAUUUUGGCAAGACCAAGUACUUGGGUACUAAGAAGGGGCCACGCAUGCUGCUACUGGAUUCACUUAAAAAGGUGAAAGCGGAGAGGUUACAACCAAUCAUCAACAGAUUCAUUGUUGAUAUUUUAAAAUUCGAAGAGUGGGAAGAGUUAGAGCAGUUCAUAAAUGAAGUCGAACUUGAGUUUCCUAAGGUGCCACAACAAAGUGGAGUAGAUUGUGGUAUGUAUGUUCUCUACUUCGCGUACUGUUUUCUCACGAUAAAAAAACUGGGAGAAGAUUUGAGCCAUCUGGAUGCCUUGUUCGAUCCGGAUGAACUGAAGAGCCUAGAGGACAUACGCAUAGAUAUUCUUUCAUACAAAGAGAAAAUGGAUGCAAAAGCUGCAGAGUAG